Molecule: messenger RNA, 424 nt
Organism: Drosophila biarmipes
Lineage: Eukaryota; Metazoa; Arthropoda; Insecta; Diptera; Drosophilidae
Exons: 2
Coding region: 58-324 (88 amino acids)
Source: RefSeq, a predicted model, not a curated record
CCUUCGGAUGGUUUCAGCUUAGUCCAAGUGCAGUUCCAGUCAGAAUAUCACCAGAGAAUGCUCAAGGUUUUCGUGCUUUUCGCCCUGCUGAGUGGGGUCCUAACCGCCACGGUCAUUUACCAUCACCCCGUGGUCUAUCAUCAUCCUCUGCCGGCGGCUGGUUCGGCACCCCAGAAGUUGGAUCAACACCCCGGCUACACCAUUGUGGCACCCCUCACCAAGAUUGCCCACGUCACCUACGAUUCCGUGCCCAUUUCGCACACGCCCUACGAACAUGUUCCUCUCUUCCAGAGGAUUGGUCAUGUUAAGAACAAGAGGUUUUAGCUAGGAUUACUCAUAAAAUGUUCAUUAAAAUAGGGUUUCUAAUGGAAAGUUAUUUUAUGUGUGAAACCAUUUUUUGAAUGGAAUAAAAAAUUGAAAGCGA